This is a messenger RNA of Trichomycterus rosablanca, 5554 nucleotides long. It is a transcript of the gene eng, whose product is annotated as endoglin. NCBI's taxonomy places the organism in Eukaryota, Metazoa, Chordata, Actinopteri, Siluriformes, Trichomycteridae. The transcript has 14 exons. The record is from RefSeq and is a predicted model, not a curated record. The coding region runs from base 250 to 1896 and encodes 548 amino acids.
CUCAAACUCUCAGAUUUUCCUCAGAGCGGCUUCAGUUCGUAAUAAAGGAAGCGUCAAGGCCGGACGGGUGUGAUUAGCGCCUGAAAUACAGCCACACUUUUACACACGCACAUUGCUGUCCUGCUACUGAGCUGGAACCUGUGCUGUCCUCAGGUGAAGGCUACAAGGCAGGAAACUAUACGCUUCAGACCCGAGCACACGCUUCAGAACACGCUUCAGAGCCACACACUCCGAGUGGAUACAGCAGAGAUGGAGAACUUCGCCUGGUUUUUGGCUUUGUUGUUGGUCCUCGGCAUUUCUGCAGACUCAGAUUCCUCUUCAUUCUGUGAACUUAAGGAUAUUUAUGGAAGCAAAGAUGAAGUGGUCACUGUAGAUGAAAUGACCGAUGGGUGCUGGACCAGCUUCCUCACAGCGGACAAGAAAGAGGUGCACAUCAUCAACCUGCUUUUUACACCCAGAACGGAUUUUUUGAUCAUGUCACUGACUGAAGCAGCUCCGUCCAUCGUGAUUCUCACCAGCAUGAUGAAGCACAAAACUUUCUACGUUUUCAUCAAAAACAACAACAUACAGCUCUAUGUGACCAAUGGGACCUCCAUGAGCUGCCAAACGUGUAAAGUUCAUGAAGCUCCAGCUGUGGAGGGCAACGAGUUAAUAUCAUGGGCGACAAAACAGUUCGGAGGGGUCACGUCCUACACCACAGUUCGGGAUCCACGCAACAUCACCUUCAGCAGAAUAGACGGCACUUUAUUGCCCCCAGUCUGCCAGUUAAAGAUGGAAAACUCACUGCAGAAGGGUUUAUUACUGGUCCAGUCAGAUAAGACGGCGGUGAAAUCCUGCUCCACUGAUUCUAAAGACGAGCUGCACGUCAUCAACAUUCCCGAUGACUUCGGCGUCAAGAACGUCACGGUGGAAGCGGCUCUGUCGAGUUUAAGGCUGGUGUUAAGGGGUCCUGUUGGAACUUUAUGGAAAGUCAAAGCUGAAAAUGUCAGUUUUCUGUCCAACAACGCCGUCCAAUUAAACGAUUUCACCCUGAAUCCGAUCAUGAACAUCUCGGACGACGACGCCACGCUGCAUAACCUGGUGAGGACGUUUUACACCGGUAAAUCCAUCAGCAGCUACACCGAGAUUCAUCUCAACAUCCCGACAAUCAAAGUGAAGAUCGGGGAAAGAAAGCACAUCACAGUUACAGAGAGAGCCGAGGUGAAGAGCACAGCGUCUCCUUCAUCCAUCCACAUGCAGCUCUUCACUUCCUCUAAUUACAGAGUACCACUCGACCCCAGCACCAAAAUCCAGACCAACAAGAGGAUCUACGCCGAGGUUUCAAGUGAAUUCCAUGGAAGUCUGACAGUUAUUUUCAAAGUCAUGUCAUGUUCAAUACGCUCCAAAGGUCUGCAGCCGGUGGAGAGGAGGAUCAGCUUUAAACCGGAGCCGUGUUCAUCUACUCCCUGCAACAAUAACGCCAGAUUUAGCUUCUCCCUGGACGUGCUGCAGGAUCAGCCAUCCAACAGCUGGGAGCUGGAGUGUUACGUCAGCCUGUGCUAUAAACUCAAUAUUUGUUCAAAACCAGAGCUGGCGAGGGAGAACGUGCUGGUGGUCCCAGCAUAUGUUCCACCACCGAGUACGUGUUUCGAGUUCUGCCUUCCGUCCGUGCUGGGCAUCGCUUUCGGAGGUUUCCUCAUCGGCGUCCUGCUCAUCGGCGCCCUGUGGUUCAUCAAAAUCCGCACAGGUUACCCCGUCGCUCUGGGUUUUGGCUCCACCAGGACUUUUUUCUCAGGAUGUCCAUGCACUCUGAUCAAGCGCCACCCGGUGCCCACCAACCCGUCUCCCUCCGAGAACAGCAGUGCAAAUGGCAGCAUGGGCAGCACCCAGAGCACACCCACCAGCAGCAUGGCAUGAUCCCAUCCGAGAGGGUGACACACACACACACACAAACGCACACACACACACAGACGAACAGGGCAGGGCUCGGUCCGUCUGAGCCAGGAACCUUUAACCCCACCCCUCCAGCCACCCAGAGACAGGAAGUCCGCGGGACAAAAAAGCAAAACGGAAAAACCUUGCUUCGGUCCGAGACAGGAAAAACACAGCAUAAUCUCCCAAGAACUAACAGGAAAUUCGUCGCAUUCCUCUCGACAGAUCGCGCCUCUUCCACCGAGGCACAAUGAGAUCCGAGGAGAAAAACACAGAUCAAAACCCGUCUGACCUCAAUCACGUCUGAUAAACGUAAAAAAUAACAUCAGCGCAGGCACAGCGCCACCUACGUUAUUCCACUGCAUCACGAAACAUCGCAGGACUGAAACCAAGGCCGCCUCUCCUGCCUCUUUGGACUCUUUUGGGAAAAGGCUACCUCUCAAAUAUAUAGAGUACAGAACUAAAUACAGUAGCAUCUAUCGAUCGUUCUUUUCUUUGACUGUAAUCUGUAUGAUUUUAUACCUGUGUUAUCAGAAUUCUGUUACCAUGCUGCCAUUUAUCCGAAACGUCAAUUAUUGUAAAUAAAAUCAGAUUUUUUUUUAUACCAAAGAGAAAUAAAGUCGCUAUUAAAUCAUUUCUCUAAAAGAGAUAAAAAGAGAUGCAAAUUUUGAUUAAUUUGACAUGAUCAAUCGUUAAUAUUUAUUAUCAGGGCGCCCUGGUGGUGCAGCAGUAAAAUACCCCAGCCCACAACCUAUCAGCCAGCCGGAAGCCCACACAGACAGGCAUAUUAGGCCCAGCCACUAGGAGGUUCACUGGUUAAUUCAACUGUGCCAGAUCAGAUAUCUGGAGAGAGUAAUCCACUGUGAGCUUUUAAUACAGGAGAAGACGAAAAAGAACCUUAAUAUUUAUUAGGAUAUAAUUAAAUGAUAUAAUUGUUCCUUUAAUUAAUAUUAAUUCGCAUUUUCAAUCAUUAGCUUGAUCGGUUAGUAAAAUUUAAUAGCCAACAGUGUUAGAAAGGGUUAGAAAGAAAUAAUUAAGAACACGGCAGCGUGAUGUGGAUCCAGCGAUGUUUCAGAAACAUGGUCGGUUUGUUCGUUAUUAAAUGUAAUGAAUUAAACACAAAUAUAAAUAAUAAAAUGACUAAAUUUUAUGUUACUACUCUGCUUGAAUGACAGAAAACAAAAGCAGUGGUAGUUCAGCCAAUAAAGUACUGAACUAGUAAUCGAAAGGUUGCUGGUUCAAGCCACAUCGCCGAUAAGUCCUUAACCCUUGAUUACUUGCACUGUAAUUGACUAAAACUGAAAGUCGCUUUGAAUAAAGGCGUCUGCUUAAAGCCUAGCGGUUAAGGACCUGAACUAGUAGUUAAAAGGUCGCUGGGUUAAGCCCCACCACUGCCAGGUUGCCACCGUUGGUCCCUUGAGCAAGGCCCUUAAAUCUCAACCUCAUAGACAAUAUAAUACACAGUACUGUAAGUAAGUCGCUUUGGAUAAAAGCAUCUGAUAAUAUAUAUUUCUUUACUUUAAUCUCUCAUUUCUAAAGAUUUCCUGCACAUUAUACAUGAAUUUAAAGAGUCAGGGUUUGGAUGGACUGUGUCUGUGUGAACAAGUGUGAAUAACAAAAAACCUUCUGUAUGUUUCAAGUUUCAAGCUUUAUUUUAUAUGUGUAUAUAAUAGCACUAUAUCAUUAAUAAUGUAAUUAGAAAAGGGGGCGCUCAAGCGGCACAGCAGCCAGUUACGCCAGCCCACUACUGCUGGGAUCCAGGUUUGGAUCCCCAGCGAUGCUGUCGGCCCGGUCGUGUCUCAGUGAGACGGAAACGUGUGUGUCAGUGGUCAGACCGCAUCAGUCCCUUUAACUUUUUAUAUUUAUGUGUAGAAUUUAUAAUUCCACAUCGUGCCUUUUUCAAAAUAUAACAGUAAUACUUCUUUUAUAUCGGUGCCUGAAAGUGUUCAAAUUCAUGUUCUGGACAUCUGAGCGACUCUUUAUACUGAAUCAUCUUGCUCGAAUCGAUUCUUUUGUGAAUCAAAUGUGUCGAUGAAACCUAAUAACUCGAACCAUGUAUCCUCAUUCUGUGUAGCCUUUUAAAUGAAUCGUGUUUUUUAUGUGAACUUGCUCAAGUAUGAACCUCAAUUCCAGAAACGUUUAUAAAUAAAAAAAACUUAUAUUCAGGUCUGCAAUACAUUUCAGAAAGGCAUGUAUACUGUAGGCUAUGUUGCAGCACUGCAGGCAGGCCAGUCUAGCACUUGAUACCCCUCUCUGAUUACACAGCCUUGCGGUAUUCGGCUUGGCAUCAUCAUGUUAUCUAAAGUCCCAGUUCAUUAUUAUUAUUAUUAUUAUUAUUAAUAUAUUUUUUUUGAAUUGGGGUUUGUGGUUGAAGAACAUUUUGUCUUGUUUGUGUUUGUGUUUGUGUAUGGAGCUUAGACUGCAGGUUUCUCAAACCAGGACUAGUUCUAAUCCUGUACUAAACUGAGCACUAAUCAUUUGAUCUGGUCCAGGACUAGGCUUAAUCCACGUUCAGAAAACCACCCCAAAGAGGUCGGAUUAAGAAAAUGAUCAUCCUUAUUGAGACUUUAAAAAAUGGUUGGGCAAAAAAAUCUAAUUUAUGUGAGGAUUUUAAUCCAAAUGCAGCGUCUGACUCUGGAGCUACAAAGCUAACGCUGUUAACAAAUGAACUAUGUAGUUUGUAGAAAUAUAAAACUCAAUAACACUGUCUGGGUGCUGCAGAGCUCAAGAAUCUUAAGGAGCCGGGUUUAGUUCUUGAGUUUUAGCUCAUAAGGUGCUACCAUCCUGGCACAGUGCUCAACAGACACCUUUUAAGUCGUGUCUGAGGUUUUAGAAUGUAGGAGUCGGUUUGCUGGUCGAGGUGUCGACACGAACAUCAGAAGAAUACGCAGAAGCAUGGUCCUCCAUACACGCCAGGGGCACAGUUGUGGCCUAGUGGUUAAGGUACUGGACUAGUACUCCAAAGGUUGCUGGAUCAAGCCCCACCACUGCCAGGUUGCCACUGUUGGGCCCUUGAGCAAGGCCCUUAACACUCAAUUGCUUAGACUGUAUACUGUCACAGUACUGUAAGUCGCUUUGGAUAAAAGCGUCUGCUAAAUGACAACAUUGUAAAUGUAAAAUGUAAAUGUAAUCUGUGGCCCUCCUCACCCAGAGUGUGUGGGGAAAUUGGGUAUGUCCAAAUUGGGACAGUGCAAAAAACAAUGGGUGGAAAACAGUGAGCCCUGUGCAGGUUUAGCCUCGUAGCUCCAGAUCGAAGCAAGAAAACACUGGACGCAAGCUGACGGAUUUUUUUUUUGGAUGAAAGAAGAAUGAUGUACGUUUGGUUUAACAUUUGAUUUAUUGCUCAACCAUUAAACAGUGAAGGAAGGAAAAAUGCCACCUGAGCCUUGGUGCAAUACUGAAGGAAUAUAUACAUUUAUCUGAAAGUGUCUUUGUUAUUUGUUUUGUAUAAAAUAUCGAUUUUAUAUUGAAUAUUCUCGCCUCUAUAGAGCCAAAUCAAAUCAUAAGUGUCCAAUUAUUUUCUGCCGUAGGUGAUCAAAUGCUUGGAAUGUUAAUGCACAUCUGUAAUUACUCUGUAUCUCUCCAGUGAUUUUGGAUUCUACUCUUAGAGCUUCUGAUUACGAAUAAAAAAGCCAAAAAACUG